AUGGUCACGUAUAAGGUUAUCCACUAUUUGAAGAGGAAAACUCAAGGCAAGAUGGGCAAGAUUGUCCUGAAAAUUGAUACGAGCAAGGCAUAUGAUCGCGUUGAGUGGGAAUUUCUACAGGGUAUGAUGACUAGACUGGGGUUCAGUAAAAAUUUUAUUGAUCUAGUGAUGACUUGUGUUACCACAGUUGAAUAUACGAUUUUACAAGAUGGGAAAGAGCUUAGUCUUGUGAACCCGAAAAGGGGCUUACGACAGGGAUGCCCAUUGUCGCCGUAUUUGUUUAUUAUGUGUUCAAAAGGUCUAUCUUCACUUCUUCGAGAUAUAGAAAGUAAAGGUCUUAUUCAUGGUCUCAGUGUUUAUAGAGGUAAAGCUAAUGUGGUAGCAUAUGCACUUAGUAGGAAGUCCUUGGUUGCUUUACGUGCUAUGAAUACUCGAUUAUCUGUAGCUAGUAAUGGUGCACUCGUGGCAGAGCUUAUGAAUGAUUAA
Jatropha curcas is the source of this 486-nucleotide messenger RNA. Lineage: Eukaryota; Viridiplantae; Streptophyta; Magnoliopsida; Malpighiales; Euphorbiaceae. The record is from RefSeq and is a predicted model, not a curated record.